Daphnia magna is the source of this 3370-nucleotide messenger RNA. RefSeq names its product putative defense protein Hdd11. Gene Ontology annotation, molecular function: oxidoreductase activity, acting on metal ions. The coding region runs from base 2705 to 3268 and encodes 187 amino acids. The record is from RefSeq and is a predicted model, not a curated record. NCBI's taxonomy places the organism in Eukaryota, Metazoa, Arthropoda, Branchiopoda, Diplostraca, Daphniidae. The transcript is spliced from 7 exons.
AGUCUGAUUUGAUCUGAUUCCAGGGCCAUUUCCAUUUAAUUUGAAUUUUUUUAAGUAGUCUUUUUUUAUGUGAAAAAAGCGAUUAUUUUAAAUCAAGCAUGCAAUUUAAAACAGUUGGUUUGAUGCAGGAAUAAUAAACCAAAAGGACUGGGCAUUCAUAGGACGCUUCAAUGAAAGAAACAGUACCACAAAAUAGCAGCAACUAAGCAUGAACAGUGGAUUUAUAAAAAGAACGUGUUGGUGGGCGGCAAGUGAAAAGGUCAAUCAAAGAGACAGUGGUAAGGUCAGAAAAGUUUUUGUUAAAAUUUGAAAUAAUUGGUUUUGUUGUGGGCAAAUAUUAUUGCGACGAAUAGAGAAAGACGUGUCGAUGAUUUUUACGUAUCAUACAGCCUAAACUAUGUGCUUGAACAUCGCAGGCAAUUUCUUAUUACGAAAGUUUAAACAUACUAACUGCUUAAUUCAUAAAAAGGAUUCGGUGCCAAUAUUACUGAUAAAACAUGUGUUGCACCCACUUCUAUCGUAUUCGUUCCUAGCGUACCUUCAGGACUAAGUCUAGCAGGAGUUAUUAACUCUACUUAUGAUACUUUUAUAUUUAGUUAUGAGCCCGGUCUUACGACCAGGCAGUCGAAAAAUUAGUCAUAUAGACUCAUCAGUGCUCCCAACCACGGAAAUCUUUAGUAAAAGGCGAAAGAUUUAUCCGGGCAUUGAUUGGAAACCAGAGUAACAUUAGUAGGGGAACCCGGCUACUUUAUCCGCGCUCGGUAACCAAACCACGUUUGCGAAGUAAAAUUCAAAUGAGGACGUAUAAAGCAAGCAGUAGCUGUAAAUGUAAACUUUUUUUUAAUAUUUCCCUAUAGCAUCAUACAUCCUGUACACAGUUCAUUUUUUGAUAUCUUAUAUUUAAGUCUAGUUUUAUUUCUAUGAUACGACUAAUACAGAAAACGUAGUAAAAUUAGAAGCACUGUGAAUACUAAGAAGACCCUUCUGCUACCCCAGCACAAUGGCGGCAAAUACACGUGGAUAUAGCCUAUUUGUCCAAUUUAAGGGCUGACUAAAAAACUACGUGAUUUCAACUUUUUAUUUUGCAACUGCCACACAGAAAGUUGUCAAUUCUCUUGCUUCAAGAGAGGUAGAGCUUGGAAAUUUAUUCUGCUGGUGCCGUUAUUUUCUUUAAUGGCAAUUUCAAUUUAUAGAAUGACGAAACAAUAACGGGGCUUUUGGGGUUUUCUGUUACGUAACUUUUGGGAAAUUACAGCUGCGCUUUGUUUAGCAUGCAGAUCAAGUCCAAGGCAUGAAAAGACAUAAUCAAAAAAGCGAUUUUCCCGAGAGAAAUUUCCGGGUAUUAAGCUAAUCGGGAAAUAUUGAUAGAUUUCUUUAAAACUAAAAUGGGAGAACACAUACAGUGCACAUAUCCGGCACAUCGCCAUUGCUUGCUUCCUUUCAUGUGGGUACGGCAGUACGGGUGAGCUGUAAAUAGAGAGACGAUGAAAUAAUUUGGAAUGGAUCCAAAAAUGUCAAUGGGCUAUUCACAUGAUAGGAAAUGCAUGUCCCAAUAAACAGGAAAUUCGGUGUGUGAACAACUCUUGCACAACUUCGCAGAUUAAGCUUUCGGCCCAAGUAUUCAGGUUUGCGACUGCGUUCGUGCAAUGCCGGCUCGGCAAAUACCGACCGAAUAAUUGAAUGUCACCUUGGUUUGUGCGCGUUUUUUUUCUUAUACCAGCGCGUGGUAGAUACCAAUUUUUUUUGGUGCAUCUAUCGCUAUAUUUGUCUUCAAUGUCUGGACUGGCUGUCGUGGCGUACGCAAAUGGUGUCAGAACAAAAGAAUGACUAUGCAACUUUCUUCCAAGAUGGAUAUGCAGAAAAUCGAAAUUGAGUCGUUUUCUCAAUUCCUCAUCUAUCGUGGUUAGCACAGUUACGAGAAGAUUUCACGCAAUAAUGCAAUUUGACAGGCGUCAUUAUUCUAGGCCCUCUCUGCGAUUUAUCUGCGGAUGCGAGAAAGAGAAAAUGUUGGUCUUAUCAGUAAAUGGCUGGAUCUGCUAAGAAUACUCACAAAACAAUUGCAAAGGCACAUUACGGAGCCUCCAGCUAUAAAACCAUCCAUCAUACGCUUUGCUCAUAGCUUUUACCUGGCAAUAAAACAUCGGAUGUCUUCAUGAAAAAAGAGCAUUCCUUGUUGCUUUCUCCAAAUGUGCCCGAGCAGACAAUAAAUGGCCAUGCUGAUGCAAACGUAAUGACGUGAGAGCAAGUAACAAAAUCUUCAUCAAAGUUCAAAGGCUAUUAGCCUCAAUUUGCAAAGUUUUCUAGACAUUUCUAAACCUUCUUUCCGACGUGGUUUUGUCGUUAAAUAUGUUUCAAUGAUCAAUACAAUUACAUUGACCAUUAUGCUAGGAAAUGAUAAAAAUCAAUUGUUCGGAAUUGCGUGGUUACUUUGGGAGUUGUGUCAAACGAAAAGAAAAACCAUCGUCCUUGGAAUAAGGAUACACAUGGCUCACAAGAAUUUAAAUACCUUUCUUCUUCUUUACAAAAGUAAAUAGACUUGCGUGAGGGCGCAACCAUCGAUUCACAUGAAUUUUUCUUCGUUCGAGUUGACGUAAGUCACUUUCGGCGCCACGUAUAUAAUACUUGUGAAAUAACUGCCUUUCAAAUAGUAAACUUUGAAACCUGCUUGAGGCCGUUUCCCUUUUGGUUUUCUUUUUGGAUUGAUAUGUUUCGUUUAUCAAAACUGAACUAUUCUGUCUCUGUUUUGUUACUUCUUGAUAAAAUAGCUAAAAUCCAAAGUCUCGUCUAUGGCACUCCUGUCGAAAAUUGUCGAUCCAUGAUCCCACAGCAUGACUACAACUUACCUCAAUGGAUGGAUCCACCUCCAUACAACUUGUCAGCUUCGGUUAUUCUUAGCAACACUACAACCACUCAGUUUAAUGUGACGUUGUUUGCAAAACACGGCGCGACGUUCAAGGGCUUUUUCAUCCAAGCUCGUUCGCUAACUGGCGACAGGGCGGAUGCUAUCCUUGGUUCAUUUGAUCCAGUAGAAGACAGCCGUAUUGCUCACUUGAUCAAUUGCCCUGAUGGUGCUAAUAAUGCUGCAACUCAUAACCUUAAUUCGCCCAAACGUUUCGUAACCUUCGUUUGGAACCCGCCUGCUGAUUUUGAGGGCAAAUUCUACUUUGUAGCCACGGUUGUGGCCGAAUACAAGAAGUUUUGGAUCGGGAUAGAAACACCAGCAUUCAGCAUCAAGGAACAUCAAACAGAGGACGCUGGACACAUUUAAUGGAAUGAGACCUAUUUUUAAAUGGUUUAAUUAUGUUCCUUUUACUGCUUAGCAAACCAAAGUUCCUAAACUUACCUUACACGAAAAGUUCCUACACACCAA